This is a messenger RNA of Oncorhynchus kisutch (coho salmon), 1524 nucleotides long. RefSeq lists its product as uncharacterized. The record is from RefSeq and is a predicted model, not a curated record. The coding region runs from base 441 to 1127 and encodes 228 amino acids. The transcript has 5 exons. Lineage: Eukaryota; Metazoa; Chordata; Actinopteri; Salmoniformes; Salmonidae.
AAUAUCAUAAUUUUUGACUACCGGUAUGUAUUUAAUCCGGUUUCGGCAUGAGAAAAGUAUUAAUCGCAAAUUCCAGCACUAACGGAUACCGGGAAAUAAAUAAGUAUUAAUCGCAAAUUCCAACACUAACGGAUACCGGGGAAUAAAUAAGAGAACCGGUCACGAAUGCGGAGCCACGCCCUAAAAUAACAUGUGACCACAAGGCGUUUGUGACACAUUCAUGCGUUCCAAUAUUGUCAUAAUUGUCUGUAGGUUCUAAAUUGCUUAUGAGCUUGGCUGCCCUUCAGAAAGUAGCUGAUUCUUGUACUCUACAGCUGUAUUUUCCUACAGUUAAUAAUAAUACUAGCAACAAAACAGAUUUCAUUCCUUAAAAUGAUAUUGCCAGAUGGAAGAAAAUAAUAAGAGCCUUGUCCCAGUCUCUAGACCUGCCUGUCUGUGUGAUGGAUGACCACCUGACCUCUGAAGCUGUCAAUGAGAUGGAGCAGAGCAAUUCUACCAGGAGCAGAGCAACCUCAGUGAUGGAAACCACAGAAGAGGGGAAGCUCAACAAUGUGGAACAUCUGACACUUAUGGACUUCCUUCAAAACCUAACUGAGAAGCAAUGGAGGGGGAUUCGUGAGGGCAUGUUUGACCCGCUGACAAAACAACAGCUUGCCGGCUUGUGUCUGAGGAUUGUCCAGUUUUUAUCGGACAAGCUGAUGCAGAUCAUCAUCCCAGGUCUUUACGAACUACUGGGCAUCCAAGAUGCUGCCUCCUCUCCAUUGUCACAGAGAUCUCUCACAGCGUCACUCACCAGUCUGUUAGACGAUAAGACUAACACCAAGUCCCGCGUGAGAUUUACUGAGGCUGGUGUACCUAAGAGGCCAGGCAGUCGAAAGUCUUACAAUAGCUUUCGCAUCCCGACUCCCUACCCUUCCUCCAACUGUAUGGAGCAGGAAGAGGAAGAAGAGCAGGAAUCACAACUUAAGUUCAAGGAGAUUUACCUGACUAAGGGCAGUGGAAGCUACCUGCCCAAUGGGGCCAUGAGGUAUGUUCUUAAAGGGAAAUUUAACAACUUCAUAUUCAUCUCCAGCAUCACCAUAUGUGAAAAUUACACAUUUCCAUGCUUUGUAGUAAAAAAAAUAUAGAGGGACGUAACUGUUUCCAAUAGUGCUGAGAAAUUAGUGCUUUUUGAGGUUGGUUUGGUUUCGAUUCAAAUAUUUAAAAAAGAAUCACGGUUUUGGAUUUCAAUACUUUUUUUAGACAUUGAAUGCACUAUGGAUUAUGUGUGUUGAAUGCUGUAACAACACAUAAUAAAACAAUGAAUAAAAGUCCCAUGAUGGUAGUGACUGUCCAUUACUGUUUAUGACUUAUCAACCAUCAUUUACUUUCUCAUAUAAAAUAUUUAUUUGAUGACUUUAUUAUUUCAUUCCAAGUCAUCAACUCAUCUCUAUAGAGCUGCUGCUUAUCCUGUCUGACAAAAUCACUAUUUUAGUAGUUCUUCAAAUUAAAUAAGACCUACUUUUAUGACCUACUUUUAGAUCA